GUGGCCGGGCGGCGUUGCCAUUGCGACGGCGAGGAGCGGGCGAGUCCCGCGAUGGCGGAGCCGGAGAGUCUGGAGACGGCGGCCGAGCACGAGCGGAUCCUGCGCGAGGUGGACAGCACCGACACGGCCUGCCUCGGACCCACCCUCAGGUCUGUCUACGAUGGUGCAGAACAUGGACGCUUCAUGGAGAAACUGGAUGCUCGCAUCCGGAAUCAUGACCGUGAGAUUGAGAAGAUGUGCAACUUCCAUUACCAGGGCUUUGUGGAUGCAAUCACCGAAUUCUUGAAGGUCAGGGCAGAAGCCCAGAAGCUUAAGAACCAAGUGACAGACACCAAUCGGAAACUGCAGCUGGAAAGCAAGCAACUGGUGGGCGCGAUGGAGGAGCUGAAGCGGUGCCGGUUACAGCAGUGGAAUAUUUCUGCCACCGUGGAUAAACUCACACAGUGCCUUCCCGUUCUGGAGAUGGAGAGCAAGCUGAGAGAGCAGAUGAAGUCCAAAAGGCAUUAUCCUGCACUGAAGACCUUGGAACACCUUGAGCAUAUGGGUUUGCCUCACGUGAGCCAUUACCGCUUCUUCAAGGUCAUGGUGGAAAACAUUCCGAAACUGCGUGAGGAGAUCAAGGAAGUUUCCAUGUCCGAUCUCAAAGAUUUCCUGGAGAGCAUCCGUAAACAUUCCGACAAGAUUGGUGAGACCGCAAUGAAGCAGGCUCAGCAACAAAGGAACCUGGAUGGCCUUGUGGUUCAGCCUUCAAGAGCUGGUGGUAGAAAAUUCAGAAAAGAGGCUGGGGCAAAUUCAGGGCUGGAGGUCAAGAACCCCAGCCCAAUCUCCGAGCAGGAUUCUGGGAUCUUGGAUGUGGAAGAUGAGGAAGGGGAAGAAGAGGUGCCUGGUGCCCAGGAUGUGGUGGAUUUCUCGCCUGUGUACCGCUGUUUCCAUAUCUACUCUGUGUUGGGAGCCCGAGAAACCUUUGAGAACUAUUACCGGAAGCAGAGAAGAAAGCAGGCCCGGCUGGUUCUGCAGCCGCCCUCCAACAUGCAUGAAACGCUCUCCGGCUAUCGAAAGUAUUUUAAUCAGAUUGUAGGCUUUUUUGUCAUCGAGGACCACAUUCUGCAUACAAGCCAGGGCUUGGUAGACAGAGCCUACAUUGACGAGCUCUGGGACAUGGCCCUCUCCAAGACCGUUGCUGCUCUCCGGACACACUCGUCCUAUUGCUCAGACCCAGACCUGGUUUUGGAUCUGAAAAAUCUCAUUGUGCUUUUUGCUGAUACUCUCCAGGGGUAUGGCUUUCCUGUCAACCAGCUCUUCGACUUGCUAUUGGAGAUCCAGGAUCAGUACAGUGAGACUCUGUUGAAGAAAUGGGCAGCGGCCUUCAGAAAUAUUCUGGAUUUGGAUAAUUACAGUCCCAUCUCAGUAACAAAUGAGGAGCAGUAUGAGAAAAUGGUAGGACAGUUUCCAUUCCAUGAUGCAGAGCUGGAGAAGCAGCCGUUUCCCAAGAAGAUCCCCUUUUCUGAAUUGGUGCCACGGGUUUAUAACCAGAUCAAGGAAUUUAUCUAUGCCUGCCUGAAGUUCUCUGAAGAUCUCCACUUGAGUUCCACGGAAGUUGAUGACAUGAUUCGGAAAUCUACCAAUUUGCUGUUGACUCGGACCCUGAGCAACUGUUUACAGAACGUCAUUAGGAGGAAAAACGUUGGCCUGACAGAGCUGGUCCAGAUAAUUAUCAACACUACACACUUGGAGAGAUCCUGCAGGUUCCUUGAAGAAUUCAUCACCAACAUCACCAAUGUUCUUCCAGAAACUGUUCACACAACAAAGCUUUAUGGGACAGCCACCUUCAAGGAUGCCCGCCACGCUGCAGAGGAGGAGAUCUACACUAACCUGAACCAAAAGAUUGACCAGUUCUUGCAACUUGCAGAUUACGACUGGAUGGCCGCUGAAGCCAACUCUAAGGCCAGUGACUACCUGUUGGACCUCAUUGCUUUCUUGCGCAGCACCUUUGCUGUGUUCACACACCUGCCUGGCAAGGUAGCUCAGACUGCCUGUAUGUCUGCCUGCAAGCACCUGUCCACCUCCCUGAUGCAGCAGCUCUUAGAAGCCGAAGUCAGACAGCUGUCCCUGGGGGCCUUGCAGCAGUUCAGCCUGGACGUAGCUGAGUGUGAACAGUUUGCCAGAUCCGGGCCAGUGCCUGGGUUCCAAGGGGACACGCUGCUGUUGGCCUUCAUCGACUUGAGACAACUGCUUGAUUUGUUCCUCCAGUGGGACUGGUCGACAUACCUGGCGGACUACGGACAGCCUACCUGCAAGUACCUCCGGGUGAACCCAACGACUGCGCUGGCCUUGCUGGAAAAGAUGAAGGACACAAGCCGCAAGAACAACGUCUUCGCACAGUUCCGGAAGAAUGAGCGGGACAAGCAGAAGCUGAUCGAAGCCGUGGCCAGGCAGCUGCGCGCCCUGAUCAGCAGCAGCCACCACUCAUGAGGGAUGGCAAGCGGCACGGUGGCCUUG
Messenger RNA from Candoia aspera, 2499 nucleotides. RefSeq names its product exocyst complex component 6B (gene EXOC6B). The transcript is spliced from 22 exons. The record is from RefSeq and is a predicted model, not a curated record. Lineage: Eukaryota; Metazoa; Chordata; Lepidosauria; Squamata; Candoiidae. Gene Ontology annotation, cellular component: exocyst; membrane. Gene Ontology annotation, biological process: Golgi to plasma membrane transport; exocytosis; intracellular protein transport. Bases 52 to 2472 code for a protein of 806 amino acids.